Molecule: messenger RNA, 435 nt
Organism: Brugia malayi
Lineage: Eukaryota; Metazoa; Nematoda; Chromadorea; Rhabditida; Onchocercidae
Exons: 1
Coding region: 1-435 (144 amino acids)
Source: RefSeq, a predicted model, not a curated record
AUGGGACACCUCGGUAUACAGCCAGGAAUGAAGUGUUGUAGAUCACAACUGCCACAAGGAAGCGAACCGAACCGAAUCGAAUCGAGUCGAAUCCCAUCCACCGCAACAACCCAUCGUCUGACGAAGUGUAUUGAUAUACUCUAUACGUGCAUGGUGCAGGUGCAGGGAGAGUGCAUUGCGCUCGUGCCUCGUGCACUGGACGAUGCAAACUGUCUGUCGCCCAUCUGUCAUACACUGUGUAUUUGUGCCAGGAUAGGAGAGGAGGCGAGGAAGGAAGGAGAAGUACUGCCUUUCGCGCACAUGCCAUCUGCUGCUCCCUAUUCGAACGACCGCGGUUCAGGUUGCAGUGCGCAAAGAAUUGUCCCUGCAUUCAACCUGGAGAUCUCCGCAGUCGGGAGGUGUAUGCGAGUGCUCUGUCUUUGCGGGAACCACUGA